This is a messenger RNA of Aspergillus calidoustus, 1479 nucleotides long. Lineage: Eukaryota; Fungi; Ascomycota; Eurotiomycetes; Eurotiales; Aspergillaceae. The record is from the annotation of a GenBank genome assembly.
AUGGGCCGAUUAUACACUUUCAACCUCGCCCUGUUCGCGGCAACAGGGUCAUUCCUGUUCGGUUAUGACAGCGGUGUCAUGACCGAUGUUAUUGCGUCCCCGAACUUCCUGGCUUAUUUUGACACCGAAAAAACAUCUGCCAUCAUAGGUGCCAUCAACAGCACAUUUUCUGGAGGAGCUGCCAUUGGUGCCCUCCAGGGAGGUUUGACCAUGGAUCGAUUCGGCCGAAAGUUUACCAUUCAAAUGGGUGCUUUUAUCUGCUUGAUCGGUGCUAUCCUACAGGCUGCCGCGAACAAUCUAGCUAUGAUUCUCGUUGGUCGUAUUUUCGCGGGAUGGGCUGUUGGUUUGAUGUCCAUGUCUGUUCCUGUAUAUCAAUCCGAAUGUGCGCACCCCCGGAAUCGUGGUAUGAUCAUUGGUCUUGCCCAGCAAAUGAUUGGAGUUGGUUUCAUUGUUAGCACAUGGAUUGGCUACGGCUCUUUACACGCCCCUGACAGCAGCGAGUUCCAAUGGCGGUUCCCCCUGGCGUUCCAAGUUGUUCCCGCGCUAUUGCUGUUGGUUGGAUUGUUUUUCCUCCCAGAAUCCCCGCGUCACCUUGUCGAGAAGGGCAAGUACGAUGAGGGAAUGAAGGUCCUGCGCAAACUUCAUUUCGAUGGCUCCAAUGAUGACUGGAUCCAACAAGAAUUCACCGAAAUCAGGACCACAAUUGAAGCAGAGAAAACCGUCACCGAAUCCGGAUGGCUCAUCAUGUUCAAGGUUCCUCAGUACCGAACACGCUUGCUACACGGCGUUGCUGUCCAAGUACUGACUCAAAUGACUGGAAUCAACGUCAUUAACUACUAUCAGAACAUCAUGUACGAAAACUUGGGUAUUACAGGCAAAACCAGCAUUCUCGUCACUGGUAUCUACAACUGCCUUGGACCUCUCGCCAAUCUCGUUUUCAUCCUGUUUAUUCUCGACAGAGUUGGGCGCCGCAAGCCGAUGUUGUUCGGUGCCAUCGGCAUCACCAUUGCUCUGUUCUGCGAGGCUGCCCUGAACUCCCAGAACGAGGAUGGUCACCGACGAGGUUAUAGCAUUGGCGGUGUCUUUUUCAUUUUCUGCGUCACCAUUAUAUUCUCCUGGUCAUUUGGGCCCUGCAGUUGGGUUUAUAUGGCGGAAGUCAUGCCCAUGCAGAUUCGUGGCCGCGGGAACGCCUUUGCCACAGGAGUGGGCAACUGGGCAGUCAGCACCCUUUGGGCUCAAGUAUCACCCAUCGCGCUGGGCAAGAUUGGAUGGAAGUUCUACUUCAUAUUUGCUGGGUGGAACAUUGUCGUUGCACUGCCAUUGGUCUACUUUUUCUUCGUGGAAACCAAGCAAAAGUCUCUAGAAGAGAUCGAUGUUCUCUUCGGAGGGCGCGCCCUUGGUACGUUGCCGGAGGACAUUACAACCAAGGAUGGUGAGGUUGUGGUGAGCAGCGAGCACCAAGACAAGAGCCAGGUUUAA